This is a messenger RNA of Temnothorax curvispinosus, 1970 nucleotides long. Its product is annotated as cytochrome P450 4C1-like. Gene Ontology annotation, molecular function: monooxygenase activity; heme binding; iron ion binding. The transcript is spliced from 3 exons. Bases 115 to 666 code for a protein of 183 amino acids. Lineage: Eukaryota; Metazoa; Arthropoda; Insecta; Hymenoptera; Formicidae. The record is from RefSeq and is a predicted model, not a curated record.
AAACGCAUAUCACAAAAAGAAUACAUUAGUAAUAUUCAAUGGUUAUUGAAAAUCAAUUAAUUUUAAAUUAAAUAAAAAAAUAUAUGUUUUACUGCACAUCGUUAUCACACAAUUAUGCAAUAUGUUAUUUAUGUUUCAGGCGCCAAGUGGCAUUCACGACAAAAGAUAUUAACCCCCACAUUUCAUUUUAAUAUAUUGCAGCAUUUUAUUCAGAUUUUGAUUGAGGAAGGUGAAAAUAUGACCAAAUCUUUGAAAAAUGCAGGAGGCACAGUUGUGAAAGAUUUAGUACCAUUUUUUAGUGAACAUACGUUGAAUGCAAUAUGUGAGACAUAUUUGGUACCUGCUGGAACAAUCUUGCAUCUUUACAUUUACGGAGUUCAUAGAGAUCCCAAUUUUUGGUCAAAUCCGGAAGUAUUUGAUCCUGACAGAUUUUUGCCUGAAAAAAUCCGAAAUCGUCACCCUUAUUCGUAUUUACCAUUCAGUGCUGGACCACGUAACUGCAUUGGUCAACGAUUUGCUAUGUUGAAAAUGAAAGCGACGAUAGCUCCUCUUAUACACAAUUUCUACUUGGAGCCCAUUGAUUAUUUAAAGAAUUUUUGGAUGCAGGUUGAUUUGGUAUUUCGCCCUGCUCAACCACUUCGUGUAAAAAUUUAUCCCUGUCUGUAAAACAAAUGCAAGCCUUUGAAGCACAAAUAUCGAUUUAAUGAAAAUCAUAAAAAGCAAAGGAAAGGUUUUAUUUCCUUACAAAAUGAUUGUCAGCGUCGUAAUAAUAACACUUUGGUCACUGGUCAUUAUUGGUCACAAAAUUAAAAUAUAAAUGGAAUGUAUUAAAUGUAUAAAAUGUAUGUAUAGUGGUCAGCCGCGAUGACUUUGUAACAUAUACAACCAUAAGAUUCAAAAAUUAAAAUAACGCUUAGAAUAAUCAAUGAUUCAAAAGAUAAUUUUAACGUGAAUAGAACUUUUUAUCACAUUUUGAUUUAAGGUGGUCCUUUCGUGAGAACAAGUAUUAGAUAGAUACCUAAAUUUGAUAUAUGUUAAAUAUACAGUAAUAAGGGGCAUGUGUACGAAAAAUCAAGUAAGGUUACCGACACUUUACAAGAAAUAAGUCAUUCUAAAUGUGCGUUCGCGGAGCGUGCCAUUGUCAUUCUAUCCUUGUUUACAUCUAAUGAACGAGAAAGAUAGAAUGAUGCAAAUCGCCACGUCCGAGGUUUUCAACGAAUAAUACAUGUACUUAGCGAUCAGAUGAAUACAUUAUUCAUGUCUUAAAAUAUUCCCUGAAGUUUCCGGAUUUCGUACAUACCUUGAAAAUAAGGGCUUGCCGAAUGUUUUGCUCUGAUAUAUGAGGUUAAAUAAGUAGUGGUCCAAUCGCAUAUUGCUUUACUUGUACUGUCAUGCCUGACCUAACCUAAAUCGAGUCCAACCGCACUACUAUUGUGAUAUUUUUUUAAUUAGUAAAUAAUUAAAUACGAUUAAAUCGUGCGUGUAAAAUCAUAUUAUAUUAUUAUAAUUAUUGGGAUGUUGUGUAAUGUUUGUCAAUAUGUUUGUUUUCAAUUACCUCAUGACGGACUGUUACUUGACUAGCUGGGUCCGCGAAAGGACCACCUUAAUAUCUAUUAAAAUAUUUGUAAAUUUUUCAAAAAAGAUCUUUAUAAGACUAAACUUUCACAGUAUCAGAUUAAUUCAUUUUCUCUAAUAAUUAUUUUUAAAUUGUUGAAAUAAAGCGAUCCAAAUAAACGGGAAGAAAUGAUUGAUUUACACAAAUAGUAAUGCUUACUGCAAAGUUGUUCAACUGGCGUCAGGUGUAGUACUUCCAGGCUUCUUCCUCCAUCUCUUAACAGAACUUCUUCUCAUUCGCAUCACGAUGCAAAGUUAUACAAAAUAACUUAAAAAAAUACAGUUUUUAUCAAGAAGUAUAUAUCUGUUACCCGUUUUGUGUUUCUAUUACGUUUUCAUUAAUUUAACGUGGACUU